GGCUUGUUAGGCGGUUAGGCCAUUGUACGGCAAUUUGUACCUUUUUUUUCAUCAUAAUUCAACUUCUAAUACCACUACCAACUUCUUUUCCGAAUACCACCCGCUCAAUCUCCUGCGAAUCAUUCCUCCCACAUUGCCAUGGUAUUCGCCAGAUGUUUACCUCAUGUCCAGUCCGCCUCGUAAGCUCGAAAAUGCCGCAACUGCCGCACCGGUGAGCCCCCAAGGUGUGGCCACUGGGCGUUCCAGUGCUGUCGCUACCACUGGGAUAGCGACUGAUAGCCCAUCUUCCUCUUCCGCCGCUGUGACUGGCUCACCCUCCGUAUCUGACCAUGCACGGCCGCCUGCAAGUGUCUCGCCUGCUGUACCAGUACCCCCCGGUACCCAUGUGCCAUCCACAACCACUCUUCCAUCAUCCCUCGUCGUUAACCGUAUCGACCAAAACAAUAAGAAACCACGGCCGCCCACGGUCCUCCAAAAGUCCAAUGGCCCGUCUUUGCUCACACAAGCUCUGGCUUCUGCUCGUGGAAUUCCACCUUCCCACGUAGAUCAACGCCGUCCCGAGCAGAAGCCUGUACAGCCAAAUGGUCCAAAUCGAACCACCCAACCCAGACAUGUAUCUACUGAACCACGCAUCGGGCAUGCGGUGACGGAACCGCAAGAUGACCUUGAUGACCAGAGUGGACACGAUUCCUUAACCCCGACUGGCCAAGUUCUCUUUUCUGAGUCUACCAGACCGAUAUCCGCACCUUCUUUGUCCUCUACCACCAAUUUUGGGGUGGGCGUUACCGCCCCUAUGUCAAUCGCGAUGCCUGGAACUAUAGGCACGAGUACGACCGUUAUAAGCAACCAGGACCCUAAUGCGGGUGGUGCAGGCAGAGGGCGUUCGCUGGAACGCACAGAUAAAGAGCUCCGUCUACGUUUGUCGAACCACCCCGAUUCGAGGCUAGAUAACAUUGGAGAUACGUCGUACUUUCGUGAUGGUACGCUUCCCGAUAUUACACCGUCUACCAACGACAAACCUGAGGCCCUUUCCGACACGCGAAUGCAGUAUAGGGCAUGGAGAGUAGAGCGCACAGUCUCAAUGGGCCCGGAGAAGGCUUGGUCUAUCGGCACAAACGAUGUAAUUGGCCAUGAAGAUGGACAGGUCGAAAAGUCUAUUACAGAGGUUUUGGCGGGUGUUGAGCCGACUCGUAGUCGGAAAGCAAGUCAUAGUUUGCGCUUUUUCAAAGAAGGUCUCCCGGAAGAAAAAGGCAGACGGAGAGAGUCGAAAUCUACAGGCCAUCAUCGAGAGAAGUCACUGCUUGCCAAAGGGCUUCUAUCGGGUGUGCAUUAUCAGAAGCACAUUGACGAGAACUUUGUCUUUCAGGAUCCGACCCCCUCGCCACAGUCUAUUGAAGACGACCAAUCCCCUUCUUAUCUAUCGAGCGUGCAGUCUUUCCCUUGGGGCACUUCGGAUUCCGAGUCUGUUCCUCCUAGAACCGCCGAACUUGACUACUUUGGCUUGCCACGGCCACAGAAGCACAUUGUUGAACCCGUGAGACCACCCUCUCCUCGGGAAGAGUUGGCCGUAAAGGCUGCUGUCUACAACCAGCCCAACGGCCCCGACAUCACGCCCGACGACAGCGUUGCGCAGAGUCGUAGGCAGUCAAGUGACAUAACUGAAACUAGAGAAGCUGCUGAAGAAGGUGACGAGUCAUCCGAGGAGAAGAUAUCAUCCGCUGUAUUUCUACCACAUCAGGGGUUAGAACAAUCUUCAGAAAAUAUAGGUGCUAUACCCGAAGAUUUCGAAAUUUCCCAGCCUGUUUCCCGCAAACCUCACAGCGAGGACUUUCACCCUUGGCUAGUUAAAGCGGACGAACCUGAGGCGAGGGUUGACGGACCAGACGGUGGUAAUGUUAACCGUAAUAAUGACACAGCCCCUCAUGUUGAAGAAUUUCCGCGAAUAGAUGAUGAAUGUGCUGUCGAGGAUGAGGUCGAGCUUCCCCAGAAAUCUCGUGAUUUAUCUGCCAGAUCGUCGCGAAGGUCGUCUCGACCAGUGUCUCAGUAUUACGAGGAUAUGGUGCACGAUCACCAACUCGGUCCAAAGUUACCCCUUGAAGCCAUUGAACUCAUACCGUAUAAACAUCAGGUUGGCGGCCAUACAACUAUCUGGAGAUUUUCCAAGAGAGCUGUCUGCAAGCAAUUAAACAACCGAGAAAACGAGUUCUAUGAGAAAAUAGAAAGAUAUCACCGUGAUCUUCUACCAUUCCUGCCUAGGUAUAUUGGUGUACUUAAUGUCACAUUUCAAAAGCAGCCGCGACGCAAGUCAACCAUCAGAAAGGAUGACGGUAAUACAGCGGAUAAUAAAUUAGGCGAACAAGAUGGCGCGCCGAAUGGUAGCAACGGCACAGCCCACUUAGGUACCACCCAAGGACUAGAUACCUCGGAAAAGGAGGAACGCCAUCACCGCAGGAUUGUGAGCCAAUCUUUACAAUCAUCACAUACACCGAUCCCUACGGUUACUUUUGUUGACAACCGCCACAUUCUUCCUCGGAGUUUACUUCGACCUGCAGUGUCAGCAAGCGAACAUGGCCGCCCAAGGAGUGCAUCCGCGGCCGUAGGACAGAAACAUGUACGUGAUCACAACGCCACAUUAUCGGACGGAGAUGCAUCAUCCCGACCAACUCUAGAGGAUCGACACGCCAACAGUUGGGGUGCCACGACUGUUAAUAAGAAGUUACGAAAUGAAGUUUUCAAUGAUGCGUUUUUAAAACAGCCCAUUGCGAUACACAAACAUAGGAGGCCAGCAUCCCAGCAGCGAGCAAUUCCUCGUCGUUCGGUACAACGAUUUGAUCAGCCGCUGGAAAUCCCCUCACCUGGCCAAGAAAAUCCAGAGAAUAGUAUUCCAUUAAUCAAUGAUGUAAAUUCUGUGGAAACUUUUCCGCAACUCUUGCAAAGCCAGAGUGACGUGGGCCCGAAUUCAGGUUGUUUGAAAGUUGAGAGUCCGGACCAAUUGAAGGAUGUUACAGGUACAAGUGCGCCAGAGCCGGAAACUAUGUCGGAUAAGUUCCCUUCGGAAAGGAAAAAACGGCGAAAUUCGGGAAGCAAACUUCGUCGAAAACCCCAAGAUGUCUCAGACCCACGUGGUCAUCUGAAAUACUUCGAAGACCCAGACGAAGUCGAAUAUAGGAGAGAUAACGAAAUACAUACAGCGUUGCAAGGGCUCGUUCAUAAUCAGACAAAUGGCCAUGCUCAAAUAGGUGAAGCCACGGAGAACGGAGUUUCGGAUAUUUCCGUACCUCAGUCGAGCUUUUCGUCCGCAUUCCCUUCGGCACUUCCAAGCCCAACAGCAGAAUUCAGGAGGAUUCCUCGUCCUAUUAACCCUAAAGAAGCCCAGACGCAGCGCGACUCGCGUGUUGAAUACUUCCUUCUUCUAGAAGAUCUCACCGCUGGUAUGAGACGUCCAUGCAUCAUGGAUCUAAAAAUGGGCACUCGACAAUAUGGUGUAGAGGCUAGCCCCAAGAAACGCGAGUCUCAGCAACGUAAAUGCGCCUCAACAACAUCAAGGGAUUUAGGUGUGAGAGUUUGCGGCCUGCAGGCUUGGGAUGCCAAAUCUCAAACCUACGUCUUCAAAGACAAGUACUACGGACGAGAUCUUAAAGCCGGUGCGGAGUUUCAAAACGCCCUAACUAUGUUCCUCUACGAUGGCGUGGAUUAUAGUAGCGUCUUAAGACAUAUUCCAACUAUCCUACAAAAAUUAAACCGACUAGAAAUGACUAUCCGCCGGUUGCGCGGUUAUCGUUUCUACGCAGCUAGUCUUCUGAUGUUCUACGAUGCGGAUAAUUCCGAUGAGGGUUAUGACACGGCUGCUGAUGAUUCAACCACGGACUUCGCGACAGAUGCGGAGGAUAUGUGGGACAUUAGAAAACGACGCAAAAAUAAGAAAGAAAUCGAUUUCAAAAUGGCUGAUUUCGCCAACAGCGUUACGGCGGGAGACUUGGCGGAGAACAAGCCAUGCCCGCCGAAGUGUCCCAAUGAACCAGACCGGGGAUUUCUCCGUGGUCUGGCGACGUUGAGGAAAUAUUUCUUGAAGAUACAGAAGGACGUACGCAAUGACUUGGGAUUGGUUACACCGCGUAACCGGGAAGAAGAGGUGGGGGGGACGGAAAAAAUUGACGACGGAGAAACCUCCGUCAGCGAGUAAUAAACUUAUAACAACAACGACGACGACAACCAACCUUCUGGCAGCAAUUUUUUGCAUUCCGCUAGCGAUAAUGCUGACACCGGACUCUCCGAACAUGCUUGAUUUUUUAAUUCUUUGUUUAUAGUUCUCGGAUGGAUUUCGCUAGAAUGGCGCACCGGUAUCGUCAUAUCAUGGGUCCAUGGAUUGGCGCUUCUUUUUUUCUUCCUCCUUUUUGGUUGGGUUUGAAAUGGUUAUGACAUUUUUUCUUUUUUAUGCUUUUGAACAUACCCGCACUGUUUGGGGCGUCCUGAGUUCGUUGGUGCUACGGGAGCAUGAGGCAUGAAACGGCUUACAGAAUGGAGAGAAGAAAAAAGAGCCUACCGCUCAGUCAUCGCUUUUCGAAAAAUUUUCCUUUUGGGGGGCUGGAACCGAUGAAGGAGGGAUGUGGAUUGAUAUCAGAAUGAGACGAUGCUGGCUGCAUGACGAUUAUGUUUAUUCUGAGCAGCUGCUAUCAUGAGUUUUUAAAGAUUGAGGUACUUUGGUAGUAGAUAAAAAUGAUUUAUUGGAUUAUUGUUACGUUUUUCUGUUAUGAACUUGGUGAUAUCGCUGUCUCCUGAAUAUACCCUUAAUAUUGUAGAGUACAUCUUAUGACGAUCUGAUAUGUACC
Messenger RNA from Hypoxylon trugodes, 4829 nucleotides. Its product is annotated as SAICAR synthase-like protein. Lineage: Eukaryota; Fungi; Ascomycota; Sordariomycetes; Xylariales; Hypoxylaceae. The record is from RefSeq and is a predicted model, not a curated record. Gene Ontology annotation, cellular component: cytoplasm; nucleus. Gene Ontology annotation, biological process: inositol phosphate biosynthetic process; phosphatidylinositol phosphate biosynthetic process. Gene Ontology annotation, molecular function: inositol hexakisphosphate kinase activity. The transcript has 2 exons. The coding region runs from base 164 to 4183 and encodes 1339 amino acids.